GUCAGAAAGCAACUGAACUAAUCUUGUCUCCAAAUUUGAGAGAAAGGGGAAUUGUAAAGGAUGGUUAAAUGAAUACAUAUUUUACUGUUAGCAAUAUACUUAGAAAGUGCCCCAUGGGAUUCCCCAGCUGGUUUUAAAAUGGGUUUGAUUAUAAAUCCAUUCUUAAAGCUAUAGGUAAAGAGUUAUAUAAAAAGCUAGUAUUCAAACAUUUCUAAUCAAUUCAUAGAAAAUUGAAGAUAAACACCCUUCACUCACCUUUAAGUUACGGUUCAUCAUGUACUAUACAUGUACAGAGGCAUAUCAUAGAAAAAAGGCAGCUUUAUUUCUGUUGCCACAUUUACGUGCGUUUCAGGGGGAGAAGCCUUCAAUUUGCACAGCCGUUUGUUACAAAAAUCUUUUGGAUUGCGAAUCAGUUUCUGACGAUAAUCCAGUUAAUUUAUAUAAUACAAUUAACAUAAUUGCCACAUUUACGUAUUAAUCUCUGAUUCCUGGGUUUUUCAUUUAGACACUCAAUCCGUUUGGAAUAAAAUGUAGUCAUAAAUAUUGUUCCUGCCUAUGGAGAUCUGUCCACUGCCAACAACAGCUGUUAUAUGGUUCUCAAGCAGGAAAUCGCUGACAAGGAGUCAAGCAGAAACUCUGAAAACAAAUCCCUUUCUGCAGAGAAAAAAAUCAAUGUUGUAGGCCUUGAACUUAUUCAUUCAAGUGCAGAGGCUGUUAGUGUAAGCAACCAGAAGAGUUUGCUUAUUUCUGAGGUAGAGAACACUGAGGUGGAUACCAAAAUCAAGGAAUCAUCUGUGACUAAAGGAAGCACUUUGACAAGAACAGGUAGUGUCAAAGAGCAGACGUUCUCAGGUGGUGAAGACGACAAGAUACCCAGAAGUGCAUCACAGGGGGAGAAAGGUGAUUUAAAGUUAAAGAAAAGUAAAAUGCCUACACAGAUCACUGGCUGUGAUUCUGAGCCUCUGGGAAAAGAGUUGAUGAGCUCUGGAGGUGGACUUUUAAGCAUCAGUAAUGCUGAACAGGAGGCUAAUAAUAAACCAAGAACAAGCAGCAAGGAUACAAAUGGUCAGCCACCAAGCAGGUUAACAGUUACCCCAAACAGUGUUGCUGUAGCAACCAACCCAUUAGCUGAAGAUAGUGCAUCCAAAAAGCAAACCAAUGGCCAGUUGAUGUCAAAUGACAAGACAGGAUCCUUGAAGAGACUGAACCAGAACCGGAAAAGUUUGAGUAUGGAAAUGAAGUAUGAAAAUGACACAGGCGAGUUAGCAGCUAAAGUCAGCAUGAGCCCCAGAUAUCAGCUGUUUUUGUCCGAGGAGAAUCGGGAUAGGCUUACAGAUACAGCUCAUACAACAAUCCAAAAUGAACAGUGUGGACUGAAACACACUGUGAAGAAUACAAACCCAGCCUUGUCAGAGGGAUCCGCUGUUACCAGAACCACAGACUCAGGGUUGGAUUCGACUAUAGGUUCAGAACGUGGACAUGAGAUUGAUCCAGACCUGGGACCAUCUACAAAUCCAAACAAAACAGAUAGGGUUGAAGCAAAUGAAUUCGUGGGAGGGAACUAUUCUGAAGCUUUAUCGAUUAAGAUUCCUGGCAAUGAGACCCCACCCAGGACAUUUAAUAGCCCAUAUAGAUCUCUAUCUGCUGAAUAUGACCGAAUCUUCAGAAUGUCCGACUUCAAGGAAUGCCUGUCUCCUUCACCCUCAGAAGUCUCUUUCAACUCAGUGAGCUCGAACAGCCAGUGGAGCGGCGUUGCUCUUCCCCCAACCAGCUUCCCUCAAGGUAGAUUCGCUAUCUAUGAGAGCUGGGGCAGGCUUAAGGGGAUGUUGCCUGCCCUUCCUAAUCUACGACCUGGAAUUCACCACAAAAGAGAUUAUAUUCAGGAGCUCAUCAGGCUUUUAGAUGUCAGUGAAAAGAGAAAUGCUUUUCUGGAGGCAGAGAGCUUGGAGAUGUCCCGGGAGAGAGGCCAGAUACGGUAUGAGAUGAGAGGGAUACUGGUGAAGAACGAGGACAUGAUCAGGAACACGACAGUGAUGCAGAAUGAAUUAAAGAAGCUAAAGGACAGGGUCGUGGAGCUGGAACGAGAAAACUUCACGCUGAAUGAGAGUAUCACACACCUGGAGAGAGAGCUGUCAAAUACAAAGGAUGUUCUGGGAGAUGUUAAUGACCAAGAAUAUGCAUUUACCUACCUACAGCAGUCUCUACAUCAAAAACUACUUGAAGCUCAGGAGGCCUUGGAUAACCAGAGCAAGCAAUGUGAUGCAAUGGCAGAGAAGCUGUGGCUGGCUGAGAGGAACCAAGGCCAGCUGGAGAUGGAGAAGCAGAACUUGGACACAAAAAUUGUUAGCCUCAGCAGCACUGUGCUCAGGCUAGAGACAGAGCUCGGGGAAGCACUGCAGGUGUCAGCUGAGGCUGCUGCUGGGAUGACUCUCCACCAGCAGUACAAGGAGACGACCCAGAAUAGCAUCAAGGAGCUGGAGGAGAGGCUGAACGAGAAAUGCGAAGAGCUGGCGGAGGCACAGUGUACGAGGACUAGACAACUGGAGGAGUGGUCCUUAAAGCAGCUGGACAAAGACAGGCAGUUAGAAGAGGAGAUACAGCUGCGGGAACGACUGCAGCUGCUGUCCAAGCAAGCGGAGAGAUCCAUCGAAGACCUUCAGGUGGACCUCCAGACAACAACCCAGGCCAAGGAAGAGCUUAGCAAGCAGCUCAAGCAGGCCCAGGAAAAAAUAAUUGAUCUGGAAAGUGAUUUAGAAGAAAUGAAUGACACUGAACAUCGAUGGGCAGGAAAACACAAAAGAACCAUGGAACAGAAUGAGCAGCUACAGAUCAAGUUACUUCAUGAAAGAGAUUUGAGGGAACAACUUGAAUGUGACAAGCUGAUGCUGGAGAAACAGAACAAAGAUCUAGAACUUGAAGUGAGGGACCUGCGGAGCUCUCAAACACAUGAGGACAUACUCUCUAAGACGGAACUAAAGGCCAAAGAGAUGGAAAGCAGCCUGAGAGCUGAAGAGAGGAACAAAGCCACGCUGAUGGGCGUAAUCCAGAAGCUGGAGAGGAAGAAUAAAGAUCUGUCUGAGCAGAUGGAUGAAGAGCAUCGUCAGUUAGAGGAAGAAAAGGAUCAGCUGGGGCAGCGAGUGAAGAGCCUGAAACGGCAGUUGGGCCAAAUGGAGGAGGAGGUGGAGCGGCGGGAGACUCAGAACCGCCACGCUCAGAGAGAAAUGGCGGAACUGAAGGAGUCAAACAGUCUGCUCCAGAAACAACUGUCUGACUUGCAGAUUCGACUCAAGCUAAAGGAGUCCUUUGUAAUGAAGAAGUCCGGGACACACGGAACAUGAGAAUAGAUCUGGAUAGCGAAGAAGAGGAAGAAGCAGUGUCUGACAUUCCUAAACAAUAAGAGCCAACAGAUCAGUUGAGUUACCCAUUCUCAACAGAACAUGUCAUACAUAGACUCGGUAGAUUUGUAUAUAUAAAAAUAUGUAUUUUAACAGGAGGUAAGGUUAAUUUAGAAAAAAAAAAAUCUUUACUAGCAAGUACACUGACUUAAAAACUUGCUCCCGAGGCAAGUGGGAGGCACUGCUUAUUAAUUCAUAUAGAGAUGUUGAGCUUACAGAAGUAAGGGAGGGUGACCCAAAUCAGGAUGUUACACUGAACACUGUCUGUAAUUUCAUUCUUGAAAAUUGGUGGUAAUAUAAAAUAACGCAGAUGGAUAAGAGGGUGUUUUAUUCCAGAAAUUAUUCCUAUUCGGAGUAUUAGGCCAGCACUAAUACAUGGUAUUCCAACCAAGCUCUGGACUGGAAAGUCAACUGUCCAGUCACACAGUUUGAUAUAUUUUUGUUCUUAUGGAAACUAGUAGAUGUUUAGCAAACAUUUAAGAACAAAUAAAUACAUAGUUUCAGAGUUUAACUCUUCUUGAUCUAUACACAAAGUGUUGUAUUAUUCUUUGCUAUUGCACACGGGAAAAUGACGUCUUGUGUUCUGUUCGUUUAUACAUAUUGUUUGGGUUUUGUUUUGUAUAAUGGACAGUAUAAUAAGUAAGGCUAAAUGUAAUGUGUCACUCAGUUACAUUCAAACCCUUUUCAUAUUGUGGUGGUGGGUUUUGAAAAUCCCAGCCUUGAGGAUUCUGUCCAAAAUGUACUUGUUAGCUGCCAGCUUGCACAAAGUCUUCAGCAGAGGAAAAGGUGUUUUGGGAAAAGGAGCAAUAUUUUUGUUAUUUAUAAAUAAAGUUACAUACUGUAAUACAACGUGAUCAUGGGACACUGUAGAUUUAAAUUGGGUCUCAGUUACUUUACAGACAUUUUGAUAUUUUUUUUUAACAUGGACUGUUUAAAGCUAUAUUCAUAUUUAUUGUGUUGGUCACAUGCUAUAUACAGAACUAACUUUAUUUUUAAUGGGUGUUUUUUUCUCCUAUUACAAUAAAAAUCUAUGUUAUA
Messenger RNA from Polyodon spathula (Mississippi paddlefish), 4433 nucleotides. RefSeq names its product cingulin-like. Lineage: Eukaryota; Metazoa; Chordata; Actinopteri; Acipenseriformes; Polyodontidae. The coding region runs from base 591 to 3338 and encodes 915 amino acids. The transcript is spliced from 17 exons. Gene Ontology annotation, cellular component: myosin complex. The record is from RefSeq and is a predicted model, not a curated record.